AUGUCAUCUCAGUUGGAUGAAUAUCAGAGAUAUGUUACUCUCAAUAUUGUGAAACUUGUUCAAACAUUGCGUCCGUCGUUGCUAUUAGAUCAUCUAGUCGCCAGUAAUCUUGUGACUAUGCAAGAAGCUCGCGAACUGAGACAAUGUUCUACAGAGCAAAGCGGCGCGCGAAUGCUGCUCUACGAUAUCCUGCCAUACAAGGAAAACGCAGUUGAUAGACUUUGUGAGAUUCUGAAAGAAGCAGGUCAGCUACAUAUCGUUAGAGACGUUAUGAAGAGAGGAGGUGUUGUUUGUACAGAUGAGCCUGCAAGUAAUCUGCAGACAGUACAGCAACAGCAGGCCAUCCAACAAGCAGAAUCUAAUGAGCAGUGUGAUGGGGUUAAUGGACAGGAGAAAAGCAUGACAGAAAUUGUACAGCAGCAAGGUAGUACGCCUGAUCCUACUGAAGACAACUGCAGCAGAGAAAGGGAGGAACUGUUGCAGCAGGAAGAUUGGACUAGUGGAUCAACAGUGGAAGCAGCUACAACUUCACAGGAAGAUCUCGAGGUAGAUUCUGAAUGGAAGGAGCUUUUGAAGCAUUGUCUUCCAGAUCUUCUAGCUGCUCUUCGUCCAAGUUUGUUUUUGGAUCAACUUCGAGGUUCUAGUUUACUUUCUCAAGAAGAACACACAGACCUUCAAGAAGAUUCAUUGUCUGAAACUGAUCGAUCGGACAGACUUGUAAUUACUAUUCUUCCUCGAAAAGGAAAGGGAUCGUUUGAAAUAUUUUGUAAGAUUCUUUGUAAUGUGGAGAAUCAAAAUCAUAUUGUAAGUGAAAUUCUGAAAGUUCAAAAUCCAUUCUCACUUUCUACCUGUGCUGCCGUUCCACUUAGUGGGGAAACGAUUGGUCAAUCUGACAGCAGUGAGACAUUCAAAAGGAAAAGAGUACAUGAACGUUCCAGUGACUCAUCUCAUUCUAAGCGAUGGAGUGUUGAGGCAAAGAUUCGUAGUGCAACUUUUAUUUUUAGAAAGAAAGAUAAAGAAACUGUCAAGAACUGGAAGGAGAGUAUUAGAAAAAUGUGUCGAAAAUGUUAUAAAAUAUCAAAAAAGAAUGUAAAGUUUGUGUUCAGUCUUCCACCAGCUGGUCAAGUGGAUCUCCAAUUCUUUGGUGACACAGUCAACAAGAUAGCUGUAAUUCACUUGGUUGGUGUAGCACCAUAUCGUGUUGAAAGCCACAAGGGACGGUUUGUUUCUUUUGUUGCUGAUUUCAUGAAUGUGACAGAAGAUCACAUUCAUUAUAAGGGAGCAACUAAAGGCUCAUCUCUUGUUCUGUUUCAAAUGCGAAUGGAUGACUACUUUAGACUUUUUUUUGCACUGACAGUGGAAGCACGAUGCAUUGCACUUUAUCAAACAUUGAAAUGGACAUUUCCAGAGUUAGUUGGGGUCAAGUUUAGACUUGGCGGUUUGCCAGCAGUGGAAUUGAGCAAUUUUGGAGUGAGGUUGGAGAGAGUGUUGAUGGAUGAAGGAAGCACAUUGAGAAUUUUGAAGAUGAACCAGAUGACCUUGUUGUUACUGUCAGCGAUUGCUUUACAAUUGAAGUACAUGAACAUUGAGAAACACAUAUGUGAUUUGUUUGAAGAUGUUGAUGGUCUAACUAAUGAUCUGUCAAGCUCAAAGAAUCAGAUCAUAGCAUUACAGAAAUCAGUUCUAGAUGCAAAGAUCUCAAGCGGAAAGAACAAAAGACUGUUGGAUAAACUUGGGAAUGACAGAAUUGAUCAUGCAGUUAAGGAAAUUGUAGAAGACAAGAAUUCUGUUGCUACUCGUUUCAGAAGAAUGAAAUUGAGAGAGCAUACCACUGCAAGGGAUGUAUAUGAAAAACUUGAUGUGAUUAAAGGGCUUGGAGAAGAAGUAGAGACAAAGUUAUCACAAAGACCACAAUUGGCAGAGUUAACUACAUACAGUCACUCAUUGAUAGAAGGAUUACAAGCAAGAGUAGCUAAUCUCAAGCUUUCUAGGAAAAUGGCUAAAAUGGGUUCAAUGAAACAACAGACAGAAACGAUGGAAGAGAAGUGGACAAAUUUGGCCCUUCGACUUGACAAAGCACAAUCUGUAGAAGGGAUUGAGCUUGUGUACACAUCAAUGACAGUCUGCCAUUAUGGACACAGUGGAAUGUAG
Corticium candelabrum is the source of this 2151-nucleotide messenger RNA. RefSeq lists its product as uncharacterized. The coding region runs from base 1 to 2151 and encodes 716 amino acids. The record is from RefSeq and is a predicted model, not a curated record. The transcript has 11 exons. Gene Ontology annotation, biological process: regulation of apoptotic process. NCBI's taxonomy places the organism in Eukaryota, Metazoa, Porifera, Homoscleromorpha, Homosclerophorida, Plakinidae.